AUGCUCCGAUUAUCCCUUUCUCCACAAAAUCUUCAAAAUAUCGCGAUUCGAAAUGCUUCGACAAAUAAACACGUAUUCGCAUGUGUUUUGGGAAGUGGAGUUGCUGGAAGUUCGGUGGCAUAUCAUUUGACGAAAAGGAAUAUUAAGGAUGUUUUGUUGUUGGAAAGAGCAUCAGGUAUGGUGAUUUUGAGAGGGAAAAUUGUGAAAAUAAUCAAUGUUCAUGGAAAAGUUGGCGGAAAUUCGAAAGCUUUUCCAUGAAAAUUGAUUAUUUUCUUUGAAAAUUGAGCGUAAAAUUUCUCAGAAAAAUCAAUGAACAAAUUUUGAAACAGUGAAUUGAAUUAUUAACGAAAUGUGGACAUCAAAAGGAUUGAAAACUAAUUUCUAAAAAUUAACAAUAAGAAAUUUAUGAAGUGAAUGAAUUUUUAAAGAAAUUUUUAACCUUGAAAAAAUUAAGAUUUUCAUUCAAUAUCUGGAAAUUUGUUCUGAAAAUCACUAGAAUUUUCCUGAUUUUUUUCAAGUAUAAAGAACAUCAGAACGUAUGAUAAUUUUUCAAAAAUCAAAUGGCAAUUUUUUGAAACGUAAAAAAUCUGGAAAAAAUAACAUUGCAAAAAUUUCGAUAAUUUCGUUCUCCAAAUUGUUGAAACCUUAAAAAAUUUAAGAUUUUCAUUCAAUAUCUGGAAAUUUGUUCUGAAAAUCAAUAGAAUUUUCAUGGUUUUUUUCGAGUAUGGAGAACAACAAAAACGUAUGAUAAUUUUUCAAAAAUCAAAUGGCAAUUUUUUGAAACGUAAAAAAUCUGGAAAAAAUAACAUUGCAAAAAUUUCGAUAAUUUCGUUCUCCAAAUUGUUGAAACCUUAAAAAAUUUAAGAUUUUCAUUCAAUAUCUGGAAAUUUGUUCUGAAAAUCAAUAGAAUUUUCAUGGUUAUUUUCGAGUAUGGAGAACAACAAAAACGUAUGAUAAUUUUUCAAAAAUCAAAUGACAAUGUUUUGAAACGUAAAAAAUCUGGAAAAAAAUUACAUUGCAAAAAUUGUGAUAGUUUUGUUUUCCAAAUUGUUGAAACCGUAUUUUGAAAAUCUCGUAUUUUUUCAGGUCCAAAUGGUAAGGUAACUUGAAACUUGUUGCACUGCUUAACGUGUUAUUUUUCAGUUUUGCUAAAUAAUUAAAAUUCAGUUUAUGUCAGGCAUGUUCAUUUUGCUUUGCCGGCAAAAAGCAAAGCAGCUUUGCUGGGCGUGGCUUUGCUUUUUGCUGGCAAAAAGCAAGUAAGGAAAAGCAAAAAAAAGCAGCCGCGGCUGCCUGCCGGGCUGCUUUUUCAAAAUACAGAAGGCAACAAGCGAAGCUCCGCCCCUCCACACACAAAACAUGGCAACACACAAAACCAGCGAACCGUCCGCGUAUGCAUUUAUUCAAGUAGUCUCGCGCGCGCGUUAGAGAAGCAAAAAUAGGUUGUUUUGUCAAUGCAUUCUCACUGCUUUCAAAUGAUUUUGGAAGGAGUGAAAAAAGCAUUGCCGGCAAUUCGGCAGGAUGCUUUGCUGUUGCUUUUUCACAGUCUUACCGUGUAAAAGCAAAAGCGGCUUUGCUUUUUCGGGGGACGGCAAAAAGCAGGCAAUGCCGGCAAAAUGAACAUGCCUGGUUUAUGUUGUGCUUUUUUAGUUGCUCACACACCUAAUCACUAAUUUUUAACCCUAGAAUAGUCAAAAUUUCACCCUAAUUAAAUUUAAGGUCAUUUUUAAUUGUUUUCAGUUGCUCACUUUAGAAUUCCUGAUUUAUGCUAACUUCUGACCCUAAAUCACUAAUUUAACCCCAAAAUCCGCCGCCUGAAUUUAAUUUCAUGUCAUAUUUUCAGGUGUCGCUUCACCAACCGGAACCUCUUUCCAUUCACCUGGUUUAGUUGCCGCAAGUCAUCCAGCACAUAGAUAUAAACCGAUUUUGGCCCAUUCUAUUGAAUUGUAUUCGAAAUUGGAAGAAGAAACUGGAGUGGUGAGGAAUUUGGGCUGAAAAUUGAGAAAAAUUGAAGUCUGAAAAUUUUGAGAUAAAAUAAUCGAAAAUCAUCAUUAUUUUUAAGCUAAAAAUUUUUAUAAUCUGAAAAUUUUUUUAGAAAAGCGGACAUCUUUCAAAAUCUGGAAAUGUGUCGUGAAACUUGAAAAUGUAGAAAAAGUUGAAGCUUUCAGUUUCUUUAAAAUUCUCAUAUUUUCCUUUCCUCAAAAAUUCUCAUUCUAUUUUUUCCAGAAAAUUGAUUUCCAAGCCACUGGAACUCUUCGCCUUGCCACCAACGAAUCUCGUCUUUCCGAAUUCCGCAAAUACGUUUCUCGUGAUUAUUACAAAGAAGGCGAUGUUUGUAAAACAUCCCUUUUGACACCAGAACAAGUUCAAACUCUGGCACCAGCUGUAGAUAUCUCGAAAAUAUUGGGAGCAUUGCACACAACAAAUGAUGGAUCGAUAUCUGCGAGAGGAUUGACAGAAGCAUUUGUGGCCGGAGCCAAAACUGGAGGAGCUGAAGUUAUUGGUGGAGCUAUUCCAAUGGAAAUUCGAUAUGAUAAAGAACAAGGAAAUUGGAUUGUUUUGUUGCAAGAUGGAACACAGGUGGGUUGUUUUUGGAUAAGAAAAUGGGAGAUUUAUAAGUUUGAAGUGGUGUAAUUUUGAUUUUUGCACUAAAAUUCAGCCUAAAAUUUUUUAAUGUGAAAAUUCUGUGUGAAUUUUGGCCUGUGUCUGAGAAAAUCGACGUGGAAAUUUUCCAAAAUCAAAAAACAAAAAAAAAAACAAGAUUUUCUGGGUUAUAAAAAAUCUUACUGUUUCAAAACAUACCACGCCCAGCUUCGUGCAAAUUAACUUCGAAACUUGGCGGUGUGGGUUUUGAAACCUUUUCGACUUUUUAACGGAAAAACAAUAAAAAAUUUGCUGUUUUUCAAGAAAAUCUCAAAUUGGCGAGGUAAAUUUCCGUAAAUUUUUAUUGGCGCCGUGCAUAUGCCUCAUCCUGGGCGUGGUAUGUUUCAAAAUUUUAAUGAAUUUUUUGAAGGCUUUUUGAGUUUUGAUCUUCAGAUGAGUUGACCAAAAUUAUAUUAAACUACUUUCAGACAUGGAAAAACUUAAAAUUGAAUUUAUUUUCAAAGAAUAUUUUAUAUUUUGUCUAGAAUAUGUUCACUGUUUCAAAAUGUUGAUUAAUUUUGGAAUAGAACAAUAAAAAUUAUUUUUUCAAAUCUUGAGAAUUAAAAAAAUUAUUCUACAUUCCAACUACUUUCUGUGAUUUUUCGGUGAAUCGAACAUUUGAAAAUAUCAUUAGGUUCUUGAAAAUGCUGAGUUUGGUCCAAAAUUCCCGUCUUGACAACAAACAACGAAAAAUCCAAUAAAAAUGUGCAAUUAUUUCCAGGUCACAACUCGAAAUUUGAUCAAUGCUGGUGGUAUUUGGGCAAAUGAUAUUGCUCGAUUAUCUGGACACGAUUUGCCGAUUGUUGUUGUUGAACAUCAAUACGCGGUUUUGACGGUGAGCAUUUCAUUUUUUCACAACUAGAAACAACUGUGUGAUCAAAAAUGGUAAAAUCCAGAAAUUUCUCAAUUUUUCUUGAAACAGUGAAUUUUUCAUGUUCAUUUUUGAGAUGAAAAAAUUUCAAAAAUCAAUUUUAUGAUUCUGGAAAUCCAAUAAAAUCGUGGAAUUUUUUUGAAAUUGUAAUUAUUACAAAUGAAAAAGAAUUUCAGUUUGAAAAUCUUGCUGAAAAAUAUGGAAUACGCUUGAACUGAAAAUUAUCUGGGAAUCAUGAUAUCCUUAAUACCUUUAGAAUCUUCAUUUAAAAAAUUCACAAAUUGCAGCCAAAAUCGGCUCCAGUCCAAACUCCAUCCAUCAUCGAUCACGAUGCGCCAUUCUACCUUCGAAAAUCCGGCGAAAAUUAUUUAUUUGGCGGUUUCGAAAGUCUCGAAAAAACAGUGAUUCGCGAAGAUUGGUAUAAAAAAGGAGUGCCGACCGAAGGAUCUCGAUCAAUUCAACACGAUUUUGCGAGAAUUGAGGAUUCGUAUAAGAGAGCUUGUGAACUUGUACCAGAUUUGCAAGGAGCACAAGUUGAUGCGAGAGCUGCUGUUUUAUGCAUGACACCCGAUGGAUAUCCAUUGGUAAGAGAGGUUUUGGAUUUUGAGCUCGAAAUGUGAAAUAUUUGCCUGAAAAUCACGAAUUUCUUUGAAAUUAGUAUAAUUUUGGUCUAAAACUUGGAAAUUUUAUCUGAAAAUUAAGCUGGGAAUGAUAGCUGAAAAUUGUCGAGUGUCCAGCUGUAAAUCUGGAUUUUUGGCUAUAAAUGAUUAUUUUUGAGCUCGAAAAUCGUGUCUGAGAAAAAUUUCUACUGUUUCAAAAUGUUCUUAUAAAUUUUUGAAAUUUUUAUUUUUGGUUUUCCUCUCAUUUUACAUAAAUAAUAAUUUUAAUUUAAAAACUCCGGAAUAAUUCUACCUGAGAAUGAAGUUCUCUCAUUUUUCACUGUUUCAAUAACAUUCCAUAUAAUUUUCAAAAAAAAAAUAGUAAUUAAAUAACUGACCAAACAUGUCGAGAAACGUGAAUUUUUCAUAAAAAGCUAAUUUUUCACUAAAAAAAUUGCAGGUCGGACCAUAUGAGAAGAAUUAUUGGAUGUCGACCGGAUUUUUGGAUGGUGUUAGCAGUGGAGGUGGAAUUGGAAAAUAUUUAGCCGAUUGGAUUGUUGAUGGUGAACCACCAGCUGAAUUGUUUGAUACAGAUGCGAGUAGAUAUGAGAGAUGGGGUGAUAGAAAGUUAGUUGGGGGAUAAUUGGUUAGAGAACGGAUUUUUAGGAUCAGACAGAAAUUUAGUUCUGAAAAUCCAGAAAUUCACAAUAGGUUCACAGGAAAAUUCCACAUUUUUGUUGAAAAAUUCAAAGAUUAUAGAAACUUUGAGAUUUUCAUGAAUAAUUUUUCACUGUUUCAAAAAAAUUUCAUAUUUUUUAUCUGUGUAUACAUAACCAUUUAUUUUUCAGGUCAGGAACAAAUAAUUUUCAAUUAAAAUUAGUUCAAAAGUGAUCUUGUUAUUAAAACAUUGUGAAAAUUAUCUGAAAUCCCUGGUUUUUUUUGAAUCUCUGUACAAUUUUUACUCGGAAUAUGGAAUAUUGUCCUAUUUUUGUUCGAAACAGUGAAAAUUUCUAGAUUUUCAAUUUUAUCUUUUAUAUUAAGAAGGUAGAACUUUUGUUUUUUCCUCGGAAGAAUAUAUAAUGGAAAAUAUAUGAAUUUUAUUUGAAACAGUGAAUUUCUAAUCAAAUAAUGAGCAAAAUAGCGAACUCAACAUAUGCUAUAAUAUAUUUUUGAAACAGUAGAAUUUUUGGAACCAAAAAAUUAUAGAAAAUUGAUGACCUGGAAAUUUUAAAGUCUAGAAAACCCUUCCGAAAUUCUUAGCCCUUUCAAAUUUGAAAAAUAAUUUCAGAUUCUUCACCGAACGCUCCCGCGAAACAUAUUCAAUGUAUUAUAAUUGGUCAGAAAGUGGUCGAACAGCCGGAAGACCAACCGAUCGAAUUAGUGGAAUUUAUGGAAGAUUGCGUAAUGACGGAGCAUCGUUCACAUUUAGAAAUGGAUGGGAAGUGGCAAACACUUUCAGUUUGCAAGGACAAGAUCCUGGAUAUUUGCCGACGUUGGUUAGGUCAGUUUUAGGAGCGGGAUAUCUGGUGUUUUUGAUAGUCCUGGAGUAAAAUGGAAUUUUGCGAUUGAAAAUAAUUUUUAAUCGAUGUGGAAUGACCAAAAUUGAGGCUCACUAACUGAAUAAUAUCUGAAUUUUUAAGACCAAUUUUUGAAACGUAUUUUUUCCGUUAUUUUUUAUUAUUAAAGAGGAAAAGGUUAUUAGGAAUGAAAGAAGGAGGUGAUUGAAAUUAUGUAAUUGUACAAAAAUUUAUAAGCGUUCGUUGAAACAGUGAAAAAAUUUGAAAUAAAAAAUUGUAUAAAAAAAAGAAAUAAAAAAUUGAAUGAGAGUUCUUUAUAAACUCUAAUAAAAUUAAAGAUUUUUGUCAGAUUUUCAUGAAACAAGUAUGAAUACUCAAAUUAUCAAAACAUGAAAAACCUGAAUUUUUAAGACUAAAUUUUGAAACGUAUUUUUUGUAGGUUUGUUUCCAAAAAAAUAGGACUAUUUUUUAUUAUAUAAGACUAUAGAAUUUUGCAUUUAGAGACUCAAUAAUUGAAUCUCAAGUAUUUAUCAAAAUUAUUGACAUUGAGAUUUUUUUGAAACAGUAAAAAAUUUAUUUUCGAAUAUUUCAGAAUAGGGAGGGUUUUUUAAUUUCAAUUUGUUUGAAAAUACGGAAGCUAACAAGAGAAAAUGGCGAAAGUUUAUGAAAUUAAUUAAAAUGAAGAAAUUGUAUUUUUAAAUACAAUUUAAAAAUUCACGAUGUUUCUCUUUCAUCACCUCAAAAACCUUCGAUAUUUUUCCAGAGAAUACGAAAUGGUCACCAAUAAAUGUGGUUUGAUCGAUCUUUCUUGGAAAGGAAAAAUCGAAGUGAAAGGAAAAGACGCGGAAGCAUUGAUGGAAUACGCGAUUGCCAGUCCAAUUCCACCGCUCGGAAAAAUCAAUUCAGGAGUUAUGCUAACUCGAAAUGGUGGAAUAUUGGGACCACUUAUGAUUUUCCAUCAUGAUCGACAACGAUCUGCUUUCAUUUGCUUGACUGAACCAGAAAGAGAAACCAGGGAUUUGUAUUGGUAAGUGAUAGAGAGGGUUUUGAGGGCUGUGGAAAGAUUUUUGGUGGACAAUUGAGAAAAUUUCAGCACUUAACCUGAAAUACUUGGGAAAAAUUCACAAUUUAAAGUAAUUAUCAUAAAGUGUAGUUUUAAAAAAUUAUAUAAUAUUUGACUAUUCAUUUUAUCACUUUUCUCACGAUGUACUUUUCUGCUCAUCGUAAAUGAAUAAAUAACUAAAUAAAUAAAUAUUUUUUGAAACAGUGAAAAAAAUCGGGAAAAUAUUUUCACUGUUUCAAAUUUUUUGCUUAAUGAUAAAACUUGGAUUUAUGUUCAGGCAAGUUUAAAAUUUCAAAAAAAAAUCAAUUCUCAAUCAAAUUUCAAAUUUUAAAUUAGUAAUUCUGAAAUUUUUUCACUGUUUCAAAUUUUUUAGAAGAAAUGUUGAGUAGAUUUUUACCAGGCUUCGAAAUCAUUUUUAUUUUCGAUAUUUUGCAGAUGUUUUUUUUUCGAAAACUCAAAAUCUCAAAAUAUCUCAUAUUCUUCUAGGCUCCGCCGCGCUGCCUCCGAAAAAAAAUUCGAUGUUCAAAUCUCAAUCGUCACCGAAUAUCUCGCCUCAUUGGCUCUCGUCGGACCAAAAUCUCGCGAAGUUCUAUCAAUGCUCACAAAAUCCGAUGUUUCCGACGAAGGUUUUCCACAAAAAUCGACGCGAAUGAUUCGACUGGGACCUGUUGGAGUGGUUUGUGCGAGAAGUUCGACAUCGACUGGACAAUUGUCCUAUGAAUUGUUCCAUUCAAGAGCUGAAACUGCAAAAUUGUAUAAUGUGAGUUUUUUGGGGAGGUUUUGUAGAAAAAAUAUUGUUUGAAAAGUUAUUUUUGGAUCAGAAAUACACUGAAAACUGGAAAAAUUGGAAAAACAUAUGUUUCAAAAAUUUACUGUUUCAAAAUUUGAGUAUAUUUUCGAAAUUUAAAAAAAAUCUGAUUUUCGUCACUUCCAGAAUUUUUUACAAUUUUUUUGUUCUCAUAAAAAGUUACUGUUUCAAAUUUUAUUUGAAUUCUUUAAUUUUUGAACUUUUAUUGUAAAAAAAAUAAUGGAAAAAAUCACUGUUUCAAAAUUUCAAUGAAUUUUUUUCGAAAACUUCAGAAUUAUUAAAUUUGGUAGAAAAAUGUUGAAAAUUUCUGAUUUUUUAUCACAUUUUGUUUAAUUUUCUGAAAAAUAGAUUUUUUUUUCAACAAAGUUCAGCCAGAAUCCCUCAGUUCUCUUCAAAUCUUUCAAAAAAUCCAAAUUUGUUUGCAGGCUAUAAUGUCAGCCGGCGCAUCACAUGGUUUGGUCAAUUUUGGCCAAGCCACAUUAAAUAUGAUGAGAUUGGAACACGGCUAUCGAAUUUGGGGACGAGAACUCACAUUAGACACAAAUCCAUUUGAAUGUGGACUUGGAAAAUUGGUUGAUUUCAGCAAGAAAGAAUUUAUUGGAAGAGCAAGUGCACUUGAAUUGAGCAAACAGGAAUUUGGGUGAGGGAAAUUUAAAAAUCACAUUGACUCUCAUUUUUCGGCGUUAAAAAUUAGAAAAAAAAACGUUUAUUUACUGUUUCAAAUUUUCUAUGAAAAAAAUUAAGAAAUUCUGAUUCUGAUUCAUUUAUCAAUUUGUUAUUGUCCGUUUGGAAAUAAGAUUCACCCCGCGAAAAAAUAAAUUUGAAUUUGGGAAAAUCUCUAAUUUCUCCCUACCCCCGCGAUGCGUGUGCGUUGCGGUCGCUUUCCCAUACAAAACCCCCGUUGGCUGUUUGCCAGUGCACUCUCUCGCUGUCUGCGUCUCCUUCACCAAAUUCAAAUUUAUUUUUUCGCGGGGUGAAUCUCAUUUCCAAGCGGGCAAUAAUUUAGAAAAAAAUGUGUUUGUUAAGAAAUUUAAAAAAAUUGAAUAAAUUUCUACAAGAGCCAACUUUUUGAGCCUAAAUGUCCAAUUAAUGAAUUUUUGAUCAAUGACAUUCAUUUUCGAAAAACAAAUAAAAUAAUUUAUUUUUGAAUUCUGUUCAAAAAAUUCAUAUUUUUUUAUUUUUCUUAUUAAAAUUCACUUUUUCAGUCGCCGCCUGGCUUUAAUCACAUUGGACGGUGAAAAUGGUGAAACUUUCGAUGAGCGAUAUAUUCCAGCUGGACAUGAAGUUAUUCGAAGAGAUGGAGCUGAAAAUGUGAGUUUUUGAGAUGAAAAUGGGAAGUUUGAGCCAAUAUUCAUCAUUUUUAUAAAUUUUGUUGUCGGAAUCAUGAAAAAUCCAUAAUUUGCAGAGAGUUGGUCAAAUCACAUCGGGUGCUUUCAAUGUUCGACUUCAAAAACCAAUUGCAUUCGCCUGGUUGGAUCAAAGUGUUGGAUUAGAUGAAAAAGUGAGCAUUUUUGGGGAAGAAGGGUGAAAAUCUGAAAUUAACCAACUUUUUUUCACAUUUUCAGACAAAUAAUCUGAAAAUCCCUAAUUUUUUCCAUUUUCAGCUUGUCGUUGAUGUUGGAGAUCGUCGUUUAAUUGCAUCCAGUUUGAACACUGCCACAAUUCCACCAAUUCAAUAA
This is a messenger RNA of Caenorhabditis angaria, 9177 nucleotides long. NCBI's taxonomy places the organism in Eukaryota, Metazoa, Nematoda, Chromadorea, Rhabditida, Rhabditidae. The record is from the annotation of a GenBank genome assembly.